This is a messenger RNA of Psilocybe cubensis, 963 nucleotides long. RefSeq lists its product as uncharacterized. The record is from RefSeq and is a predicted model, not a curated record. NCBI's taxonomy places the organism in Eukaryota, Fungi, Basidiomycota, Agaricomycetes, Agaricales, Agrocybaceae. The coding region runs from base 1 to 963 and encodes 320 amino acids. The transcript has 5 exons.
AUGGAUCAAAAUGAUUCGCUGGCCUUCCGGCUUGAUGUUAUAAACAAACUUAUUAGUUUAGAACGCCUCGAGAAGGAAAGAAGACGUCGGUCCCAGUACCAAGAAACUCUCAUCGGUAAACUCAGUCAAACUUUACUGGACCUCGAGUCCAACUCUGAAUCAAAACAGCCAUGGAAUGACGUGGACAGUGAAGAAUUUACGCGCUUUACUUCUUUAAACAAAGAUGUCAUCGAUGAAAUUGAGCACCGCCUGAGGGAGCGGCCGGAUGGUUCCUACCUACUGGCGCAGUACCAACAGGUGAUCGAAAACAUCAAACAAAUACCUCACAUAAGUCAAACGCAAACGUUUCGCCUAAAAAGAGAAGCUCUAGAGGAACGUCUCAAGGCUUUAAUACGUCACUCGGAAGUCCUAUUGUCGUCAAAUCAUAACCAAACAAAAGACACCAUGUCGUCCUGCCUCAAAACAUUGAAAAUCAUCUUGAUGAACACGCAGCAGCUCCCAAGGCAUAAAACGUUGGACAAGCAAACUGUGAACAUGAAUGACACAAAGUUGGCAUCUCGCCUGAAUUGCGUUCGAGAUAAUUUGCUCCAGCUUCAUGGCAAACAUAACAAAUAUAUCGAAAGCCUUGCGACUAUUGACGACAAGGUGGCGGAAGUACUAUCCAUCUAUGUUCCUCCAAUGGCCCCAUUGGAGAAAAUCAUAGAUUCGAUCACCACAUCCAAGGCCAUAGUGAAAUUCUGCGAGGAGAACAUCAGAACAGAACAGGUUGUCCGUGAACUUCAAAUCCGCGGCUCCUUUUUACCUGCCCAAACCAACUUCUAUCCAGCCAUGAAUAUUCUCGUUCCCUUACAGGAAGCAAUUUCGGUUUUUCUAAAUCUUCACUCGGCCCAUGAUCCCGAUAUCGAAUCAUUGAAUAACAUUUGGAAACUCGAGCAAACAUCCACUGAAAAUGAUAAAGAGUAG